AUGGAAAACGAAUAUGCGUUUGCCAAGUUAUAAAGUUUGAAUUAGGAAGAGUUUUUUAUAAGAUAAAUUCCACUUAUUUUAAGAAGAAAGUCUUUAAAAGAAAUUUAAAAGCCAGGAAUUGCUAUAAAGGAAUACCCUGCUACGCUUGCUAUUGGAAAUUGUGCUGAAAUAAAAGAAUAGCACGCAAUAUUAUUUUAUAGCCUCAAAAAGAAAUGUUUUUCUAUGAUAGCAUUUGAUUAGUUAAGUGUGGAUAACUAGUAAGCUAAUGUUUUUAAAGAUGUUUAAUCUUUAUUAAAUGAGUUAAAAAGAGCAAAUAACCUAGAUUUCUUCGAUAAAUAUGAGGAAUACACUAUAUACUUAAACAAUUUUUCACAAAUUUAUAUUGGAUGUGAUAAAUGUGAAGUUCCUCACUUAUAUGUCUUGGUUUUACCUGCUUCAGAAGUUCAAAAAAAUGAGUCUUUAAAUUUGAAAGCUUCAUCAGUAUUUUCUCAUGCAUAAAAUUAAUCAAAUCCAAACAAUAAGUAGCACGAUAAAACUCUUUAUUAAAAAUGGUCUGCUGACGAUAGAGAAUAGCUUAAAAAGUGUAUUAUCAACUAUGGUUAUGGAAGAUGGAAGUAAAUUUAAAGAUCCUCUACAUCUAUUGGAGGAAAAUUAGCAGAAAGACCCAAAUCAGAAAUUAGAGCUUUUGCUAAUGCAUUCAUUAGAUCUUUAGCAGAAUAGUUAACUUCUUAAAAUGCUGAACUAAAACAAUUCCUUUACAAUAUGAUAGACGAAUACCCUGAUGAUUCAUAUAUUACACCUUGUGACAAGGAUUGGGAUACUUUGACAUUAAACUAAAGAGCUAUACCUUUUACUAAGCGUCUUUAACUUCUCUAUCGUAUUAGAGUUCUCAUAAAAAAAUAUAAAGAUGACUAACUUAGAAGCAUACCUGAUAAAGAUAAAGACAAAAUCAACUGGGAAGGCUUAUUAAACUUUUUACCUAAUUCUUUGCUCUAUGGAUAAAGACCUUCGGUGUGGUGGACUAAAAAACAUGAUACAGAUCUUUUGCGAGGAGUUUAUAAAUAUGGUUAUGCUAACUACCCUACAAUAAGACAUGCAAAAGAAUAUUGUUUUUCAGAAUUAGAGAAAAUUGCUAAUGUCUACUAAAACUUUCCUACUUCUGACGCUUUAACAAGGAGACUCAAAAAAUUGAUUCAGACAAUAUUAAAAAGCGAAGAAGAUAAAGGUAAAAUUGAUUUUGACAUGUCUGCUAGCAGUGAUGACGAAGAGAAAGGAUGGUCAGUAGAUGAAAAAGAAAUUCUAUUCAAUUAUUUAAUGGAUAGCGGAGUUCCUUUAAAUAAUGAUGGAAGAUCUAACUGGGUUGAGAUUAGAGAAAAAAUGAAGCUUGCAUACAAUGAAAACUAAAAAAACAGACCAACAAACUAGAAUGAGGUUAAAGAAGAAAAUGCAAUAAAAGAAGAGGAAAUUUAAAAUGGAGAGUCUACUAAUAAAUAAAAAGAGGAAAAGUAGAAUGACCAAGUUAAAGAAGAAAUGGUUAUAGAGAGCAGUAAACAAGAAAUAGUAUAAAAGGAAGGCAGUGAAUAAAUGUAAAUUGAAGAAAAAAAAGAAGAAGAAUCUAAGGAUGUGAAACAAGAAGAAACUGCUCCAAAAAAGACAUAAUCUAAAGAGUUUGAUAAGAGUAUUUCUUAAAUUGAAAAGAUGGUCUAAAGGAUAAGAGUUAAAUGCUAAGAAUUAAUUGUUUAAUGCUAGACUGAGAAGGGUGAAGAAGAAUAAAACAUUUCAAUUGUUGAGGAAGACAAAGAUGAAGAUGGAUUUACAAUUACUUUAGAAAACGCUAGGAAAUUUAACCAAAAAACAAACAUGCUUCAUUUCAUAAGAAAAACUGUUCUUUCUAAUAACUAACAGCUCUUUAAUAGUAACAUGGAAGAGCUUUAAAAGAGACACGAGUCUCUAACUAUAGACGACUAAGGAUUUAUUGAUAAUCCUGAUUAUAUUCCUAAAGUACAUGAUCUAAAUUUAAUGUUUUUAGUGUCUAAUAAUGGCUUUAGCUCUUUGCAAAAUUUAGAAAACUUUGAGAACUACUAAUUAAAGCAGUUCAAUUUAGAUGACUAAAAGCUUUAUGAAAGACUUGAAUGGCUUUGCGAGUGUUUUAAAGAUAUAAAAGAUAAAACUUAAAAUAAAAAGAGAAAGGCUGAUAAGCAGAUAACUUUUAAGGAUUAGUUGACAAAAAAGCCUAAAUUUGAAAUAAAUAGAGACGAAAAUGGUAAAAUCAUCUUCCCCAUUUAGAUUAAUACGAGUUUGAAACUAUUAGCUACAGGCGAAAUCAAUUUGCUUCCUACCUAUCAUUCAGAACACAACUUAUUCCCAGUUGGGUUCAAGAGUGUUAGAGUUCAUGCCUCUAUUUUUAACAAAGGGGUAAGAUGUGAAUAUACUAACGAAAUAUUAGAGGGACCAGAAGGUAAACCUCUUUACAGAGUAACUUCAGCAGAAGAUCCAGAUAACCCAAUCGUUAAGGAAAGCUCCACAGGUUGUUGGGUUCAUAUUUGUUAAAGAGUAAAUGAGCUGCAAGAUGUCAAGAAAGAAAAGGUAACUAUCUCUGGUACUGAAAGAUUUGGGUUGCUUGAAACUAAUGUAAUAAGGCUUUUAGAAGAUUUGUCAAAUGCAGAGAAAUGUGCUAAGUAUAAAUUUAAAUUUAAAAAUAUCAAUAGAAGCAAUGAAGAAUUAGAUUGA
This is a messenger RNA of Tetrahymena thermophila SB210, 2730 nucleotides long. Its product is annotated as FYRC multi-domain protein, putative. The record is from RefSeq and is a predicted model, not a curated record. The transcript is spliced from 9 exons. Gene Ontology annotation, biological process: regulation of cell cycle. Gene Ontology annotation, cellular component: nucleus. Lineage: Eukaryota; Ciliophora; Oligohymenophorea; Hymenostomatida; Tetrahymenidae.